This is a messenger RNA of Prorocentrum cordatum, 876 nucleotides long. NCBI's taxonomy places the organism in Eukaryota, Dinophyceae, Prorocentrales, Prorocentraceae. The record is from the annotation of a GenBank genome assembly.
AUGCAAACUCCUGGGAGCCCAGUGCGCGGGGCGAUUCGGCAGCAGGGACGCAACAGGUCGUCUAGAGGCCGCUGGCCGCGCAUGUUUGCGCAGGAUCACAAGGAUCUUGGAAGGGCGCCAUCCCGCAGAUGCUGGCCGCAAGUUGUGAGCAACUUGCUCGAUCUGACCUGCUCGGCAGCCGAGCAGUGCCCGAUGGAGAAAAAAAAAGAUCUGAGCGCCGUCGUAUCAACUUCCUCUCAAUCCGUGGACCUGGCUGUCGACAGAGGAUGCAGCACCUUCCUCGAGGUGGACGUCUCCUUCACAGAGCUCCUCGCGAGGAACUCGACCGCUGGGGAGAUUAAGCUCGAUGGCGAAAGGCUGGUCAAGUGGGAUGUCGUGUCGGAGACGUCGGGCACCGCGACCACCUUGGACAUGGACGUCUGGGGUCCGGAUGGCCAGCUUCUUACCAUCGACGCCUCGCCGACCGAGGACGCCUCAGCCGGCUCGGAGAUGCUCCUCGGGGGCGCCGCGGCGCGGAUGGAGAGCGGGCAGACUCCCGAGGUCACCGGCGGCGUCCAGCUCGAGACGGUCGACGCGGCUGGGGACCGGGCGACCUUCCAGUUCCAGGCUCCCACCUCCGAUCUGUCGACGCCCUUCUUCCAGCCCGGCGCGGGCGUGGAUUUCACGGCGGCCAGCGGGGCGCGCCUGCUCACCGACUGGGACGCCUCCGUUGAGGCGCAGAUCUGGGACCCGAGCGACACCGACGCGGGAGUGAUGAUGACCAUGUCGGUGACGGGCAGCAGUUCUGGGGGCCUUUUUCACAUUCGGGAUGGCGAUGGAGGAAAGCGAAGGCAAACUGUUGAUGAAUUGGUCUAUGGUGGGAACGAGCAGUUCUGA